Hypanus sabinus (Atlantic stingray) is the source of this 2332-nucleotide messenger RNA. It is a transcript of the gene dph5, whose product is annotated as diphthamide biosynthesis 5. The transcript has 7 exons. Gene Ontology annotation, biological process: protein histidyl modification to diphthamide. The record is from RefSeq and is a predicted model, not a curated record. Gene Ontology annotation, molecular function: diphthine synthase activity. NCBI's taxonomy places the organism in Eukaryota, Metazoa, Chordata, Chondrichthyes, Myliobatiformes, Dasyatidae. The coding region runs from base 82 to 939 and encodes 285 amino acids.
ACGUCGUAAAACUACGGAAGCGCGGCUGUGCCAAACACUGGUCUGCAGCACGAAUGUUUGCUAACUGAUAAUCACGGUGUCAUGUUGUUUUUAAUCGGUUUGGGAUUGGGGGACGCCCGGGACAUCACGGUGAAAGGACUGGAGAUCGUAAAGCGAUGCAGCCGGGUCUACCUGGAGGCUUACACCUCGCUCCUCUGUGUCGGCAGGGACGUGUUGGAGGAGUUUUAUGGUCGUGAACUCAUCAUUGCAGAGAGAGAGAUGGUUGAACAAGAUGCUGAUGAAAUUUUGAGGGACGCUGUUGAUAAUGACAUUGCCUUUCUUGUAGUAGGAGAUCCAUUUGGUGCAACAACACACAGUGAUCUAGUUUUACGAGCAGUAAAAGCAGGAAUUCAGUAUCAAGUUAUACACAAUGCCUCCAUAUUAAAUGCAGUUGGAUGCUGCGGUCUGCAGUUGUACAAUUUUGGUGAAACUGUAUCCUUUGUACUCUGGACAGAGACAUGGAAACCUGAAAGCUUCUAUGACAAAAUAAAGAGGAACCGACAGAAUGGAGUUCACACAUUAUGCUUACUUGACAUCAAAGUAAAGGAACAAUCGGUGGAAAAUCUAUUAAGGGGAAGGAAGAUCUUUGAGCCUCCCAGGUUCAUGUCUGUGAAUGAGGCUGCUGAACAACUACUGGAGAUAAUUGAAAAUCGAAGAGUUAAAGGAGAGGAGCUAGCACUGACUGAAGAGACCAUGUGUGUCGGACUAGCCAGAGUGGGUUCCAAAGACCAAAAGAUUGCUGCUGCAACACUACAACAGAUGGUGAAGGUGGACCUAGGUGCUCCUCUACAUUCCCUGAUCAUUACAGGCCAUAUGCAUCCUAUGGAAAUUGAGAUGCUGAAACUCUUCGCUGUGGAUAAUUCAAGUUUUAAUAAACUUGAUCAGCAUAUGAAAUCAUAGUAAAACAAUUAAACUGCAAUUUCAGGUCUCAGUUUUUCAGUUUUAUGCUCCUUUAUAAGCAGAGAAAAAAGCUGGAUUGCCUUUUAAAAGAACUGAUAAAGCAAUUACUUAAAUGUCAAAGGUUUGUUGUAUGCUCAAUUGCAGGCUAACCUCCUGAAUGUUUCCAGUAUCUGGAAUCUUUCUUUAGUGUACAUGAAAUAAAUCGCCAAAUCUAGUAGUGUUGGGAAUUGAGUAUUUCACAUUAGUUAGUCUCCAUUAGGAUCAAGUGAGUAAAGAGACUGUUUGAUAUACACUCGUUUUUUAACACAGUGUCCCACAACUACUGCUCUCUCUGGUUCUCUCUGUAGUUGAAUUUCUUCCUCUUUUUGGAAAGUCUUGCUGCAAGCUUGUGUGAGUCCAUAUUGAAAAAGGGACAUUUGUAUAUGGGUAAAAAACAAAUUGUACUUUAAGCAACUGGCUCAAACCACAUGGGCCCAAUGAUUUUAUCCUGCACUGUAUGACCUAAAUAGUUAGUUAUUGCAGGUUCAAGUUUAAGCAUACAACUGAGAAAGUUAUUUUUUUUUGGGGGGGGGGGGUUCUGAUACCUGUUAAAUUGGAUUCCAUUGUUUGAGUAGGGAAGCAGUUUCUCACCUAUAUGAACGGCACAAAGGCAGGUGAUGUUUGGAGAUGCCUACGACAAGGAUAUGAAAGGAAUAGCAUGAGCAAAGAGGAUAUUAAAAACUAGAGUUAGUCAUGAUCACACAAAUGUCAUAGUAGAAUUUGAUUAUUGAGAUUAGAACUGGAUACUGUAUAUUUAUGUUCUAAUUCCAGUAUUCUGAAGACUUGUUAACAUACCAUCCUCAAUGACCCUUCAUUUGCAAAAUCUGGCCUUGUCAUCUUAAAGUCUUAAACCAGUAUCAAAUAGUAUGUCUCUGCUUUUAAAACAUUAGAUACAGAAAUAUGCAUUUAAUCCUAUGAUUCAGAAUCAAGUUUAAUAUCACUGGCACAUGUCAUACAAUUUGUUGUUUUGCAGCAGCACUACAUUGCAAUACAUAAUAAUAAAAGAACUUUAAAUUACAAUAAGUAUAUAUAACAAUUAAAUCAAAUAAGUAGUGCAAAAAGAGAGCAAAAAAUAGUGAGGUAGUGAGCAUGGGUUCAUUGUUCAGAAAUCUGAUGGCAGAGGGGAAGAAGGUGUUCCUAAAACAUUAUGUGUGUGAGUCUUCAGGCUCCUGUACCUUCUCUGUGAUGGUAACAUCAGAAGGAGUUAAAUCAGGAAUUAGACAAGAGGGAGGAAUUCAGGAAAAACAUAAUGAGCAAACACGAGGAAAUCUGCAGAUGCUGGAAAUUCAAACAACACACACAAAAUGCUGGUGGAACACAGCAGGCCAGGCAGCAUCUAUAGGGAGAAGUACUG